Messenger RNA from Erigeron canadensis, 2598 nucleotides. Its product is annotated as G-type lectin S-receptor-like serine/threonine-protein kinase At4g27290. Gene Ontology annotation, biological process: recognition of pollen; protein phosphorylation. The record is from RefSeq and is a predicted model, not a curated record. The coding region runs from base 1 to 2475 and encodes 824 amino acids. Lineage: Eukaryota; Viridiplantae; Streptophyta; Magnoliopsida; Asterales; Asteraceae. The transcript is spliced from 7 exons. Gene Ontology annotation, molecular function: ATP binding; protein serine/threonine kinase activity.
AUGAGAAGCUUUAAAAGGAAAAUUUUAGAGGAAGCAACUCUAUUUGUUUCAUUGCUUGUUUUCCUGCACAUUUUGCAAACCUACUCGGCCGAAAUUAACAUCAUUUCAGAUUCACAGUUCCUGACGGAAGAAGAUAAAUUGGUCUCGCCAGACGGAACGUUUCAGCUUGGAUUUUUCAAGCCAAAUGGCACUAAGAAUAGAUACCUGGGUAUUUGGUACACGAAAGUCUCGGUUCAAACAGUAGUUUGGGUUGCCAACAGAAAUCGCCCACUUACUGGUGCAUCAUUAGGUGUGGUAAAGAUAGUCAAUCUAGGUAAUCUUGUCAUCAUGAACAAUACUAAUGAUCAUGUAAUGUGGUCAUCCAACACAACAUCAUCAGGAAACACAAUUGCAAAGCUUCUCGACAACGGAAAUCUAGUUGUGACCAAUGAAAACAAUAAUAAGAUUCUCUGGAUGAGUUUUGAUUAUCCAACUGAUACUCUUCUACCUGGCAUGACGUACGGGAAAAAUUUCAUGACCGGACAAGAAUGGUAUAUAUCUUCAUGGAAGAAUAGUAUAGAUCCGGCUCCCGGUGAAUUCACCUUUAUUAUGGACACGCGAAGUUAUCCUCAGAGCCUACUGAAACAAGGUGAUGUUGUCAAAUUCCGAUGUGGGCCAUGGAAUGGUAAACGGUUUAGUGGGUCUUCAUUCAGCCAGAAUAACAUCCUUACAUACACUAUGGUUAUAAAUAAAACAGAGGUGGCUUUAACUUAUAAUCUUGCAAACAGUUCUGUCUUAGUGAGGUCAACCCUGAAUUCUUCUGGGAAGUAUGAACGUUCCGUGUGGGUAGAAGAGCGUAAAACAUGGCAAGUUAUUUUUGUGUUGCCAAGAGAUAACUGUGAUACACACAACAUAUGUGGGCCUUAUGGGCAUUGCGUCAUGAUGAGUAUACAAACAUGUUUGUGUUUAGAUGAGAAAAAGUUUAUUCCAAAAAACCCAAAAAAUUGGGAGACAGCAAACUGGUAUGGUGGAUGUGUUAGAAGAACACCAUUGGAUUGCAAAAAUGGAUCUGAUGGGUUUAAAAGGUAUUCAAAUGUAAAACUGCCAGAUACACAAACUUCCUGGUUCAACAUAAGCAUGACCCUGAAGGAAUGUCAAGCAAUAUGCUUAAACAAUUGUACAUGCAUGGCAUACGCAAAUACAGAUAUCCGAGGGGAAGGAAGUGGCUGCCUGCUUUGGUUUAAUGACCUAAUAGACAUCAAAUUAGUAUCUGAGGGCAUGGGUGGUCAGGAUAUAUUUGUAAGAAUGGCUUCCUCUGAGUUAGAUAACGAAGGAACAUACAUCAAAAUCAUCCUAAUGAUAGUCUUGCCGACCAUUUUUAUAUUAAGCCUGAGCUCGGCGUGGUUCUGCUACACACGAAGAAAACAGGAUAAAGCAGAACCAACAUGGGAAUGGGAAUCAUUGCAAGUGCAUGAAAACAAGAGAGAAGCUAUGGAGCUACCAUUGUUUAGCUUCUCUACAAUAGAAAAAGCUACUGCUAGUUUUUCACCAGACAAUAAACUUGGACAGGGUGGAUUUGGACCAGUUUAUAAGGGUAUCCUAAAAGAGGGGGAAAUUGCAGUUAAGCGUCUCUCCAACACAUCAAGUCAAGGACUAAAUGAAUUCAAGAAUGAAGUCAUCUGCAUUUCCAAACUUCAACACCGAAAUCUUGUAAAGCUCCUCGGAUGUAGCAUAGAUGGAGAUGAGAAACUGUUGAUCUAUGAGUACAUGCCUAAUAGAAGCUUAGACUUCUUUAUAUUUGAUCAAAUACGAAGCACACUUCUUGAUUGGACAACACGUUUUCGCAUCAUUGAAGGAAUUGCACGAGGACUUCUCUACCUGCAUCAAGAUUCACGAUUAAGAAUCAUCCAUAGAGAUCUUAAACCUAGCAACAUUCUACUAGACCUUGACAUGAAUCCCAAGAUUUCAGACUUCGGCAUAGCUAGAAGUUUUGGGGGAAACGAGAAUGAAGCAAACACAGAGAGAGUUGUUGGUACCCACGGUUACAUGUCCCCAGAGUAUGCAGUGGCUGGUCUUUUCUCAACGAAAUCAGAUAUUUUCAGUUUUGGUGUUUUGGUGCUGGAAAUCAUAAGUGGAAAGAGAAAUAGGAGAUUCGUUCAUUCAGAUAAUGGCACUAACCUUAUUGGACAUGCAUGGACAAUGCAUAAUGAAGGCAGGUCAUUGGAACUAGUGGAUACAAAUUUAGAGGAAGCAAUCAAUCCAUCUGAAGUCUUAAAAUCCAUCGAAGUGGGGCUAUUAUGUGUUCAACGAAGUCCAGAUGACAGGCCAAAUAUGUCAUCUGUGGUUAGAAUGUUGGGAAAUGAGUUGGGGGCAUUGCCGAAACCUAAGCAACCCGCAUUUUUCACAGAAAGGAACUUACUUGCUGCUGAUAUCUCAAGCACUAAUGCAACAAGUUCAACCAAUAAUUUAACUAUUACAGAGUUAGUUGCUCGAUAGAAUUCACAUACAUAACCCCGAUAUUUGGGUUAUGCUUAAUGUUUUUCUUAUCAUUACCUUUAGGUACAUGUCUCCAUACUACAUGAGUUUAUCCACUUUAAGGGUAUAUAUGUCUGUCUCUAU